Messenger RNA from Histoplasma mississippiense, 1020 nucleotides. RefSeq names its product branched-chain-amino-acid aminotransferase, mitochondrial precursor. Gene Ontology annotation, molecular function: branched-chain-amino-acid:2-oxoglutarate transaminase activity. The coding region runs from base 1 to 1020 and encodes 339 amino acids. The transcript is spliced from 4 exons. Gene Ontology annotation, cellular component: mitochondrion. Gene Ontology annotation, biological process: L-valine biosynthetic process; L-leucine biosynthetic process. Lineage: Eukaryota; Fungi; Ascomycota; Eurotiomycetes; Onygenales; Ajellomycetaceae. The record is from RefSeq and is a predicted model, not a curated record.
AUGGCACGAUUAAAUAGAUCAUCGAAGCGUAUCGCGCUUCCAACACUCGAUGAGGAUGCUGCGAUAAAGCUCAUCAGUGAGCUUGUUAAAUUAGACAGCAGAUUUAUCCCCCAAACUCGUGGUUAUUCGUUGUAUCUAAGACCCACAAUGAUUGGUACGCAGGAGACGUUGGGUGUUAGCGCUCCUUCCUCUGCCCUGCUCUUCGUCAUUGCUAGUCCUGUUGGUCCUUACUACCCAACCGGCUUCAAGGCUAUUUCUCUAGAGGCAACAGAUUACGCGGUUCGUGCAUGGCCUGGCGGAGUCGGGGACAAAAAGCUGGGUGCAAAUUAUGCUCCAUGCAUUGUCCCUCAGACCGAAGCGGCAAAGAGAGGCCACCAACAGAAUCUGUGGCUAUUCGGAGAAGAGGAGUACGUCACGGAGGUUGGGACCAUGAAUCUUUUUGUUGCGUUAAAGAACAAAGAAACUGGGCAAAAUGAACUCAUCACGGCUCCGCUGGAUGGAACGAUUUUGGAGGGAGUCACCAGAGAUUCAGUCCUAACUCUUGCCCGGGAGAGACUGGGCCCCAGAGGUUGGACGAUAUCAGAGCGUAAGUUGACAAUGUCAGAAAUUGCCCAAGCUGCUGAUGAGGGUAGGAUGAUCGAGGUAUUCGGAGCAGGGACUGCGGCUAUUGUUAGUCCCGUCCGCACCAUCAGCUGGAAAGGACGUACGGUGGAUUGUGGUUUGAAAGAAAAUGAAGAAGCCGGAAAAGUAGCUCUCGAAAUGAAGAACUGGAUUGAAGGGAUUCAGUAUGGAGACGAAGAACAUAGUUGGAGGUUCGUUUUAAUUACCAUGCUCAACGCACGUAGGAAGGUCCCAAACGAAUGUGCCAUCAAUCUGCAGAAUCCAAUGCAUGGGCCCAGAGAGUCCAUCUGGGGGGCUAGGAUAGGAAGGCAAGUAAUCUACCGGCCAAGGGGAUCUGCUCCAAUCAGAAGCGUGGAGGGAGAGAAAGAUCUUCAAGAAGAUCCAUCGAUCCACUUCUGA